Messenger RNA from Amphibalanus amphitrite, 770 nucleotides. RefSeq names its product 14 kDa phosphohistidine phosphatase-like. The record is from RefSeq and is a predicted model, not a curated record. Gene Ontology annotation, biological process: peptidyl-histidine dephosphorylation. Gene Ontology annotation, cellular component: cytosol. The transcript has 2 exons. Gene Ontology annotation, molecular function: protein histidine phosphatase activity. Bases 167 to 538 code for a protein of 123 amino acids. NCBI's taxonomy places the organism in Eukaryota, Metazoa, Arthropoda, Thecostraca, Balanomorpha, Balanidae.
GACCGUCGGAGGUGGUGGUCUUCCUCCCCCUCCUUACCUCUACCUCACCUCUCAUCACCUGAGGAUGGCCUAGGGCCGAAAAUUUGUGCACACUUCUCUUCGUCGUCUUCUCCUCAUCAUCGUCGACUACAGCAUCGUCUUCAACAUCAUCUGGAGUGCCGAGCUAAUGGCGUCGUCGGACCUCGCCAGUGUCCCUCCGGUAGAAAUCGACCCAAACGGAAGAUUCAAGUAUGUUCUAGCCAAAGUGUACACGUCUCCAGACGCUGGCGACAAUGAGUUCAAGUACUUUGUGCGCGGCUUUCAGUGGGGUGCCUUUCACGCGGACAUUUUUGAAAAGUUUGAGGCGCAGAUCGCGGCGCUGGGUCUGAGUGCCGAGUGUGUGGGAGGUGGUCGGAUCAUGCACCACGCCGACGCCAAGAAGCUGGAGGUGUUUGGCUACUCGCAGGGCUACGGUCGCGCCGACCACUCCAUCACCGCUGGCCUUCUGAAGGACAAGUACCCAGACUAUGAGAUUACCACAUCGGAUGAAGGGUACUAGGUCCGGCUCCGGUAAUCGGAAAUGGUGGCUCCUGCUAGCCGCAGUGAUAACUUCAGUUCGGCUUGGUGAUAACGGUUUUUGAGCGACUUGUUGCCGCCUAAUUGUGUGGUAACCCCCCCCCCCCUCCCCCCAACAUGCAAACUGCUAUGUGUUGACAAUUUGUCGAUCUGGAUUGUUGGUCUUUGUCGUAUUGCUUUGAGCAAUAAAGACUGUAUCCACUUGUGCGCAGUUA